Molecule: messenger RNA, 2142 nt
Organism: Adineta ricciae
Lineage: Eukaryota; Metazoa; Rotifera; Eurotatoria; Adinetida; Adinetidae
Source: the annotation of a GenBank genome assembly
AUGCCGGUAGAUAAAAUUCUUUAUGAACGAAAUCAUAUUAUUAUUAAAGAACGAUCUUCACAAAGUCAAACUCAAGAGACACCACUUGAUGAAAUUACCGGAACGAUGACGAUUGUUGAAAAUGAACGAGGAAGAUUUUUUCGUUUUGUCCCGUUAGGUCUGGAAGACGUUAUGACGGAUGAUUGGGCGUUGAUUAAUGGUGGUCAUUCAGUCGUUUGUCAGAAAAAUGACGGAGAUUCGGUCGCCCAGUCAUCGAGUCCAUUAUUAAAAUAUCGUUUCCAUUUCAAUCUAAAUGAUCUACGGAGUGUUCGUCGACAUCACAUGUUACGUGGAAUUGCACACAUGGUAUUCAUACUGAAAGACGGGACGACAUUACCAGCUUUUUACUUUAAUCUCGGAGGAAGUAAAGAACUCUUACAAAAACUAGCACAAUAUCUACGGCUUGAAAAGUCGACGCAAGAUUCUCGCUUAUAUAUUGUGAAGGAUGAUCUUCCACGAGACCGUCGACCACAAUCGACUAGUGUCUUUGAUCAAAUGAAUUUAUUUGAUAAUUCCAGUGACACUAUGAGACGAAUCAGAGGAAGUGAUCCACGACGGUCAGCAGUCGAACGUUUCUCUAAGGUGACACACUUUCUUAAAGACGCAUUUCUUGGUCAAGACGACAUCAUAUCAAGCAAUGACGUCGAUACUGAAGGAUUGUUUGGACCCGAUUUAACCGCUCUAUUAGAUUCAAUGAAUGGUGAUUUACGAGAAACGAAUAAUGAUGGCUUUGAAGUUAUUUAUAAAGUGGAUUUCAAGAAGCCACCUGAAGUCGCCCGUGGUCAGCCCGUAACAAGUAAAGAAUGGCAAAUGGCCUUCGAUAAAGACGGUCGCAUCAUAGAUGUUGAGAAAAUGAAAGAACGAAUCUUUCGCGGAGGAUUAGAAUCGAAUUCUUUAAGACGUGAAGCAUGGAAAUUUCUAUUGAACUAUUAUUCGUGGACGUCGACACGUGAAGAACGUACUCAGACUGCUAAACAACGGAAAUCCGAAUAUCAUUCCAUGAAAGUUCAAUGGAAAUCCAUGAACGAUCAGCAAAAACAAAGAAAUGCAUCAUUUCGAGAUCGAGAGUCGCUUAUCGACAAAGAUGUUGCACGAACUGAUCGAACCCAUGAAUUUUAUCAAGAGGAUAAUAAUAUACAUCUUGUUAUGCUUCAUGAUGUCUUGAUGACUUACAAUAUGUUCAAUUUCGAUCUUGGUUAUGUUCAAGGUAUGAACGAUCUCUUGAGUCCAAUUCUAAUUGUUAUGGAAGAUGAAGUUGAUGCAUUUUGGUGUUUUGUGGGAUUGAUGUCUCGAAUGGAACAAAAUUUUUACCUCGAUCAAGCGCAUAUCAAACGGCAACUCGGCAAUCUUCAUACAAUCCUUCAGUUCAUCGAUGCUGAACUUGCAAAUUACUUAACUGAGAACAAUUCCAGUAAUAUGUACUUCUUCUUUCGUUGGAUGUUGAUUUGUUUCAAACGCGAAUUCUCAUUCGAUGAUGUAAUGCAUUUAUGGGAGGUCUUAUGGACGGAUCAUCUAUGUAAAAAUUUUGAAUUACUUGUCUGCUUAGCAAUUUUAAUGUCGCAAAAAACAGUGAUUAUGGAAUCGAAAUUUGGUUGCAAUGAAAUUCUUAAACAUUUCAAUGAACUCGCAUUCAAAGUUCCAUUGAAACCCAUGUUGAAACAAGCUGAGAGUUACCAUCUUCUUCUAAAGCAAUGCCGUCGAAAACAAGCGAACUUUCCACCACCGAUAUCAGCUUCGCUACCUGUACCUAAAAAGGAAUUAAAUUUGUUUUUCAAUGAUUUAUCGUGUAAUCUCGAUUUGGACACGUGUCUUUUAUCAGCCGAAAAGCUUUACAUCCAAUUAGCUACUCAUCGUGAUAUACCGACUGCAAUCGCUAAGAUUCUCGGUCUUCCGACUGGUCCUAAUCAGCAACUUCCAAUAGCAACAGAUGGUAUUACAUAUCCUCGAAAGGUGUACACACAACAGCCACGUGGUACCAUGAAUUUGGAUAAUUCGUAUUUCCGUCAAGACUCUGAGCCAUCGUUGAUUCCAAGUCAACAAGAAACAACGGCAUCGACAGCACUUGAUGAUCUAUUGACAAUGACGCCAUUGAUGGAAUUAUAA